AUGGACAGGUUUCGACGUAAGGGUGCGGCGGGCAAGCAGGGACCUCCUCCUGGGAUACACGGUUCACGGUUCUGGACUUCACAUCUUGAUCCACCGUCACCCGAGGAACAGAACUGGCCACCAACUCCCCCGUCGGCCACGGACAGUGACUCGAAGUCUUCAUCCAGUGUCUUCACUCUUUGGCCGAACCCGUCGUCGCCUGCGUUUAGCAGUGGGCAGCCUGCAACUGGCAGACCCCGGCAUAUCCCCAUUGACAUCUCAAAGUACCAAGUCACCGAAUUGCCUGUUCAUGACUAUACAGAGGAUUCCACCGUCAAGUCGACAACUAUUGUUAGCACACGUUUGCCCCGUUAUGUCCCAAUAAUAAUCCCCGACUUUGCACAACCGUUUGCGCGCGAGCUCCGGCCUGCCACGUCAGACGUCGACAUAAACACGCUGCGUGCAUCAUCAUCGUCAUCAACAACAUCAUCCACGCCCACAACACCUACUGCCAACAGCGAGGCACGACGCUCUAGGAGUUCGAAUGAAGUCAACAGCAUCUCAACUGCGACGGUAUCAAGCAUUCAUGAAAGCCCAAGCCUGACGAUUGAUGAACAGGCACCAGUGAUGAACAACAGUCAGGUAAGCCUCGUGGCUUCCGAGGCGAGCAACGAGGCAGCAAGUGCUGCACCAAGGCCUGCCCUUGCUACAGGAGCAAGAGUCCCUCAGCAAGGCACCGCCCCGACGAACCUGUCAGGUCUCGUAUGUAAUGUGCAUAGGACGACCGGAGAGGAGCCCCCUGCCUUGGUGGGAGCAACCACAACGAUACUUGGCGACAAGCUGUAUGUUUUUGGAGGUCGAAUACACUCGCGGAGCAAACCAAAACUCACCUCGAGCCUCUACGAAUUGGAUCUGAUUCGUCGCCACUGGGUCAAAAUUGAUGCCCUGGGCGAUAUUCCUCCGCCUCGAUACUUCCACAGCGUCUGCGCUCUCGGUGACUCCAAAUUGGUGUGCUAUGGGGGCAUGUCACCCUCAACACACAGCAGACAUGCUGCUACCGCCGAACCCCAACCGGAGGUGGUGGUGAUGUCGGACGUCCAUGUCUUUGAUGUCCCCACCCGCACGUGGACGCUGAUCUCGACCUCUGACAAUCCCCAGGGUCGAUAUGCUCAUUGUGCAACGAUCCUCCCUUCAUCUGCGGUAUUCACCUCUGCCAGCGCCCCCCUCUCCGCCAUUCACCACAAUCCUCCGUCUGCCGAUCCUCACUCGGGUACGCUGGGUGUUCACCUGGAUGGAACGGGCGGCGCGGAAAUGAUCGUGGCUGGGGGCCAAGACAGCGGCAACAAUUACAUUGAACAGAUUAGCGUCUUUAACCUUCGCAGCUUGAGAUGGACAGAUACGACCCCGUGGGAUCGGAAAUGUGGAGCAUAUAAAAGCAUGGUGGCUCCGUUGACCGGCUUGUCGGCCGAAAACAUUGGACGAGGAGUUCCUCUCAAGGAUUCAAGAGCCAGCUCAUACGCAGGCACUUCCACGUUGAUCUACUCCAAUUACAAUUUCCUCGAUGUCAAACUGGAGCUACAGAUUCGACUUCCUGAUGGCUCGGUCGUAGAGAAACCCAUGACUGGACCGGUAUCUCCUCCUGGUCUGCGCUUCCCCAACGGUGGCAUCAUUGACAGUCAUUUCGUGGUCAGCGGGACCUAUCUGACUUCUUCCAAACACGAGUAUGCCCUAUGGGCACUGGACCUGAAGACAUUGACGUGGGCGCGGAUCGACACGAAUGGUUCGAUCUUUUCGCAGGGGAGCUGGAACCGCGGGCUUUUAUGGAACCGUCGAAAUACCUUUGUGAUCUUGGGACAUCGGAAACGAAGCUUGGUGGACGACUACAACCAUCGCCGGAUCAACUUCAGCCAUGUGUGUAUGGUUGAGUUGGAAGCGUUUGGCCUGUAUGACAAUCCGCGAAGAGACUCCCCUACGUCCGGCUAUGUCUCGGUCUCUGCGCCCGCCGUCCCUGCAUCCCUACAGGCGACACUACCUAGCCAAGGAGCUGGUGGACGUCCAUACAAUAGCACGGCAGAACAACUUGGCCAAGCAGCACUGAGCCUGACCGAGCUUGCGGACAUGGAGAUUGUGGCCUUGGGAGGAGAAAAGAUCCCCUGUAACUCCUUCAUCCUUUCGCGGCGUUGGGGGCCCUUUUUCAACCAGCUUCUGGUCGAGUCUGCAACCACACAUGAGACCGCCAGUCUGUCGGAUGAGGCGACGUUAAGGCCUAACAUUCGGUCUCAAGCCAGUCGCAAUUCCUCCCUCACCAUUACCCCCAGUGUGACGAGCGGUUUGGGCCCGUCCGGAUCGACGGCUGGGGCCGAUGGAAUCCUGGAUCCACAACGCUCGCUCAGUCGAUCAACGAACCGAACGUUGGUCGAUCCGCCGAACAUCAUGCCGACGGUGGCUUCGAACCGCCCGCGAUCAUUGUAUCUGCCUCACAUGGCGGCUACGAUCCACCUGUUACUGCACUAUCUGUAUACAUCUUCCUUGCCGCCCGUAGGGUCAGCCUUGUGCACCCCCCACACUCUAUGUUCACUGCUGCAGAUGGGACGGCCCUAUCAAGUCGAUGGACUCCUGGAAGCCACGGUCGAGCGGCUGCAUCAGGUCUUGGACGGACGCAAUUCAGCAGCAGUGUUCAACGCCGCGGCGAUGGCGGCCGGAGGCGGGCGAGGUCUGGUAGGUGCUGCAGGCGGCAUCAUGUCACCCCCAGGCCGGCGCGAGAGCGAAGCUACCACCAUCGCUGACCAGACGUUUUCGGGGAAGAUGGCCGGGCUGAAGCUGUCCACGAGCUACGAAGAACCGAAAAGAGGGGGUCACGGGAAGGCCAGUUCGAUAGACUCGAACUCGACGGCUACUUCGGCCUCGACGUCGACCGAUGUCUCGCAAUCGCAGACGGACACUGAGACGUCGGCACAGGAAGACAAGACGGAUCGGGACGGCAAGGGGCCACGCGAGACACGCGACAUCUGGACGGGAGACAUCAGUUCGGUCAUUGGCCUACAGAAACGAGGGCUGCGAGGGCUGAUGGAGGGACGACGGUUGAGAGAGCGGGCCAACACCGGCGGUACUGGUGGUGAAUGA
This is a messenger RNA of Capronia epimyces CBS 606.96, 3102 nucleotides long. RefSeq lists its product as uncharacterized. The record is from RefSeq and is a predicted model, not a curated record. Gene Ontology annotation, cellular component: mitochondrion; cytosol. Gene Ontology annotation, biological process: cell redox homeostasis. Bases 1 to 3102 code for a protein of 1033 amino acids. Lineage: Eukaryota; Fungi; Ascomycota; Eurotiomycetes; Chaetothyriales; Herpotrichiellaceae. Gene Ontology annotation, molecular function: protein binding. The transcript has a single exon.